GUAGGGGCGUCCCGGAGGAAGCGGGGAGGGCUCUUAGCUGGGAAGUCUUUCGCCCCGCAUGUUUAGCGACUCGUCCGUAGACCGCUUUUUCCCGGUGAAAAGCGUGUGCCUGCGGGUCUGACGGCAAAACACUUUCUCCGGGAGACUUGCCUGGGUAACACAAUGCCAGCUGAGCGCAAAAAGCCAGCAAAUAUGGAAGAAAAAGAAUCUCCGUUAAAUAAUAAAGAAAAAGAAUUUAGUGAAAGGCGACCAGUGAGCACCAGGGAGAAGCCAAAAGAAGAUGUCAAGGUUGGCAUGAAAAGAGAGACUUUAAAGGUUCCUGAAGAUAAAAAGAAAAAACUGGAAGAGGAUAAAAGAAAAAAGGAAGACAAGGAGCGGAAGAAAAAAGAGGAGGAUAAAGUAAAGGCAGAAGAAGAGCAAAAGAAGAAAGAAGAAGAAGAAAAAAAGAAGCUUGAAGAAGAGGAGAAAAAGAAACAAGAGGAGGAAGAGAAGAAGAAGCAAGAAGAAGCAGCUGCUCAACUGAAAGAAAAAGAGGAAGCACAUCAGCUCCAUCAGGAGGCUUGGGAGCGCCAUCAGGCAAGAAAAGAGCUUCGCAGCAAAAACCAGAAUGCACCAGACAAUCGCCCUGAGGAAAACUUCUUCAGCAGACUGGAUUCCAGUCUGAAGAAGAACACAGCUUUUGUUAAGAAGCUAAAAACCAUUACAGAGCAACAAAGGGACUCCUUGUCCCAUGACUUUAAUAGCCUGAAUUUAAGCAAAUACAUUGCAGAAGCAGUAGCUUCUAUUGUGGAAGCCAAGCUGAAAAUAUCGGAUGUGAACUGCGCUGUGCACUUGUGUUCCCUCUUUCACCAGCGUUAUGCUGAUUUUGCUCCUUCAUUACUUCAGGCUUGGAAAAAACAUUUUGAAGCAAGGAAAGAAGAGAAGACUCCCAACAUUACCAAGUUAAGAACUGAUUUGCGUUUCAUUGCAGAGUUGACAAUAGUUGGGAUUUUCACUGACAAGGAAGGUCUGUCUUUAAUCUAUGAGCAGCUUAAAAAUAUUAUUAAUGCUGAUCGAGAAUCCCACACUCACGUUUCUGUGGUUAUCAGCUUUUGUCGGCACUGUGGAGAUGACAUUGCUGGUUUGGUACCAAGGAGAGUAAAAACUGUUGCAGAGAAGUUUAACUUGAGCUUUCCUCCUAGUGAAAUAAUUAGCCCAGAGAAACAACAGCCCUUCCAGAAUUUGUUGAAGGAAUACUUUACGUCUUUGACCAAACACCUGAAAAGGGACCACAGGGAGCUACAAAAUAUUGAAAGACAAAACAGGCGCAUUCUUCACUCCAAAGGAGAACUGAGUGAAGAUCGACACAAGCAAUAUGAGGAAUUUGCAAUGUCGUAUCAAAAGCUGUUGGCAAAUUCUCAAUCUCUAGCUGAUCUUUUGGAUGAAAAUAUGCCUGACCUUCCCCAAGAGAAACCAACACCUGAGGAACAUGGACCUGGUAUUGAUAUUUUCACACCAGGAAAGCCUGGAGAAUAUGACCUGGAGGGGGGUAUCUGGGAAGAUGAAGAUGCUAGAAACUUCUAUGAGAAUCUCAUCGACUUAAAGGCUUUUGUGCCAGCAAUUUUGUUUAAAGAUAAUGAAAAAUGUUCCCAGAACAAGGAUUCCAGCAAAGAUGAAUCAAGAGAUUCAAAAGAUGCCAAAGAUAAUAAGGAAGCACCUGGGAGUGAGGAUUUGGAGUUGGAGCUGGAGAACCUGGAUAUUAAUGAUGAUCCCCUGGAGUUAGACUGUGGAGAUGAGGCAGAAGAUCUUACAAAAAAGCUUCUUGAUGAGCAAGGGAAGAGAGAGGGAGCAGAUAGCACCGGCGCUGAAAAUAGUGACGGAAAACAUGCUGAAAGAAAACAAGAGGAUGAAGAAGCCAGUACUGGAUCUCAUUUAAAACUUAUAGUAGAUGCUUUUCUUCAGCAGCUUCCAAAUUGCGUCAACAGAGACCUCAUAGACAAGGCAGCAAUGGAUUUUUGCAUGAAUAUGAAUACAAAAGCCAACAGAAGAAAACUAGUACGAGCACUUUUCAUAGUUCCUAGACAAAGGUUGGAUUUGCUACCGUUUUAUGCAAGACUGGUUGCCACAUUACAUCCCUGUAUGUCUGAUGUAGCAGAGGAUCUUUGUUCCAUGCUGAAAGGGGAUUUCAGAUUUCAUGUAAGAAAAAAGGACCAGAUCAACAUUGAAACAAAGAAUAAAACUGUGAGGUUUAUUGGUGAGCUUACCAAGUUUAAGAUGUUCUCCAAAAAUGAUACUCUCCACUGUUUAAAGAUGCUUCUGUCAGACUUUUCUCAUCACCAUAUUGAAAUGGCAUGCACUCUGCUGGAAACCUGUGGAAGAUUCCUCUUUAGAUCACCAGAAUCUCACUUAAGAACCAGUGUUCUUUUGGAACAAAUGAUGAGAAAAAAACAAGCAAUGCAUCUUGAUGCACGCUAUGUUACAAUGGUAGAAAAUGCCUAUUACUACUGUAAUCCCCCUCCAGCUGAAAAAACUGUGAAGAAAAAACGUCCUCCUUUGCAGGAAUAUAUCCGUAAGCUUCUUUACAAGGAUCUCUCCAAGGUCACCACAGAGAAGGUCCUGAGACAGAUGCGCAAGCUGCCUUGGCAGGAUGCAGAAGUAAAAGACUAUGUUAUAUGCUGUAUGAUCAACAUCUGGAAUGUGAAAUAUAAUAGUAUUCACUGUGUAGCCAACCUCUUAGCAGGGUUGGUCCUUUACCAGGAAGAUGUUGGAAUUCAUGUUGUGGAUGGAGUGCUAGAGGAUAUUCGACUAGGAAUGGAGGUUAACCAGCCAAAGUUUAACCAACGGCGGAUCAGCAGUGCCAAGUUUUUGGGGGAGCUUUACAAUUAUCGAAUGGUGGAAUCAGCUGUAAUAUUUAGAACUCUGUAUUCUUUCACAUCAUUCGGUGUGAACCCUGAUGGUAGUCCUAGUCCACUGGACCCUCCAGAACAUCUUUUCAGAAUCAGACUGGUUUGUACUAUCCUUGAUACCUGUGGGCAGUAUUUUGACAGAGGAUCCAGCAAACGAAAACUUGAUUGCUUCCUUGUAUAUUUUCAGCGGUAUGUUUGGUGGAAAAAAAGUCUGGAUGUUUGGACAAAAGACCACCCAUUUCCUAUAGACAUAGACUAUAUGAUCAGUGAUACACUGGAACUGCUGAGACCAAAGAUAAAGCUCUGCAAUUCUCUGGAAGAAGCUAUCAGACAGGUGCAAGACUUGGAACGAGAAUUCUUAAUAAAAUUAGGAAUUGUGAAUGACAAAGAUUCCAAAGAUUCCAUUACGGAAGGAGAGAAUCUGGAAGAGGAUGAAGAGGAGGAGGAAGGUGGAGCAGAGACAGAGGAACAAUCUGGAAAUGAAAGUGAAGUAAAUGAGCCAGAAGAAGAGGAGGGCUCAGACAAUGAGGAAGAAGAAGGUGAAGAAGAAGAGGAAGAAAACACAGACUAUCUUACAGACUCCAACAAGGAAAAUGAAACUGAUGAGGAGAAUACAGAAGUAAUGAUUAAAGGAGGAGGACUUAAGCAUGUCCCUUGUGCAGAAGAUGAGGACUUCAUUCAGGCAUUGGAUAAAAUGAUGCUGGAAAAUCUUCAGCAACGGAGUGGUGAAUCUGUUAAAGUACAUCAGUUGGAUGUUGCUAUUCCUCUACAUCUCAAAAGUCAGCUCAAGAAGGGUCCCCCACUUGGAGGUGGGGAAGGAGAGUCAGAGUCUGGAGAUACAAUGCCAUUUGUCAUGUUAACACGAAAAGGCAACAAACAGCAGUUUAAGAUCCUAAAUGUACCAAUGUCUUCCCAACUUGCUGCAAACCAUUGGAACCAACAGCAAGCUGAACAGGAGGAGAGAAUGAGGAUGAAAAAGCUCACUUUGGAUAUCAAUGAACGGCAAGAGCAAGAGGACUACCAGGAAAUGUUGCAGUCUCUGGCACAGCGUCCAGCUCCAGCAAAUACUAAUCGUGAACGGCGGCCUCGUUACCAGCAUCCGAAGGGAGCACCUAAUGCAGAUCUAAUCUUUAAAACUGGUGGGAGGAGACGUUGAUCCAGCAGCAAGUGUCAUUUCAUUAGGUCCUGUAUCUCUGAUGUUGUGGAUAGUGGAGUCCUCCAGCGAUUAAAUGAGAGCAGUGGACACAUCUCAGCAUGUCAGUCUAGAGCGUUCAAAAUCGAAACCUGGGACAGGCUGGGGCCGUGGGGCAGAAAUAACAGCCUCCCUUCUUCCCCCCUCAACCCCACAGAGAACAAGUGGAAGCUUCCAGUCUGGCCUACCAAAAAAAAAAAAA
Haliaeetus leucocephalus (bald eagle) is the source of this 4279-nucleotide messenger RNA. RefSeq names its product UPF2 regulator of nonsense transcripts homolog (yeast) (gene UPF2). The transcript is spliced from 23 exons. Lineage: Eukaryota; Metazoa; Chordata; Aves; Accipitriformes; Accipitridae. The record is from RefSeq and is a predicted model, not a curated record. Gene Ontology annotation, cellular component: cytoplasm; exon-exon junction complex. The coding region runs from base 163 to 4041 and encodes 1292 amino acids. Gene Ontology annotation, biological process: nuclear-transcribed mRNA catabolic process, nonsense-mediated decay. Gene Ontology annotation, molecular function: protein binding; RNA binding.